AUGCUCUCUGAUGAGGAAGAUGAAGAGAGCCAGCAGCAGCGUAAAUUUAGAUGUGAUAUUUGUGAUAUUGCCUUCAGAUUUCAGGGUCAUUUGGAUCGGCACAAACGCUCGACCGCCCAUUUGAGCAUGCUCGAAGUGGGCGGCCCUGGCAUCGUUCCCCAACAAGUUGCAACUGUGAGUGAGAUUGACUCGCCGCCACCCCCGCCAUCAUCGCACCAAGUUUUCAUCCGACGAGCGCUAGAAAACGCCACGCUGCAAUCGCAUUUUGGGCAUUUGCCCUGGGCGGCACCGCCUAUUCAGCGCACUCCUCCUUCAACUUCCGUCGGCUUCGUCAAUCACAUCGAUCCACCUUCACCUUCAUCCCCAUAA
This is a messenger RNA of Oikopleura dioica, 369 nucleotides long. NCBI's taxonomy places the organism in Eukaryota, Metazoa, Chordata, Appendicularia, Copelata, Oikopleuridae. The record is from the annotation of a GenBank genome assembly.